UUCCGAACAAAUCCUUUGAAUCCCCCCAAGAUCUGCCAACGCUCGUCACUACAGCGCCCACUAGCUCCUACAACAGCUCGUGCUACUGCUCAAACUUCAGCUCCUACUUCAGUUCCUAGUUCACUUUCCGUGCAGUUUUUAAGUCAACUCCUACUAAACAGCUCCUACAAUUAAUUGCUCGUGCUGCAGCCCAGAUCCGAAUGCAGAUCCUAGUGCAGCUCGUACUAUGUGUCGCACCACAGCUCCUACUGCAACUCCGAUUGCAGCUCUUACUAACGUCCCCACUGCAGCUCCUACUACAGCUCCUGUUGCAGCUCCAACUACAGCUGCUACUACAUAUCCUUAGCCAGCCGAUAGCCCGCCAAUCCGCCGGGGGUGCAUCCGAAUUGUCGAGAAACAUUGUUCACCCAGCUGUGCCACACUUGAUCCGCAUGUGAUGGAAGCGGGGGUGGGAAUGCGCAGAAACCAAUGGCUCGCUCGACUAAGCUAACUUGGUUACACCUCCUACAGAUCCUACGACAUAUCCUAUCACAGUUUCGCAUACAAUUCCUACUGCAGCUCUGGCGACCGUUCCUGCUACAGUUCGCCCUACAACCUCGAAUGGAUUUCAAACGACAGUUCCUACUGCAGCUCCUACCAGCUAUCUCGCUACAGCCCCUGCUGCAAUUACUACUGCAUCGCCGUCUGCAGUUCCUACUGCAGAUCCUACCGCACCCCUCGGGCCGAGUGCCUACAGUCAUCUAGCCUCAAAAUGAAACUACGAUACGGCACGCAAAGCAGAGUUCAAUAAUACAUACGAACAUCUUCGAUGCAGAACCUAGCUGGGGAAAAACACGUAUUUCAAGGAGGAUGAGGAGGAUGAGGAGGCUGUUCAAAGUGUCGGGGGCCGCCACGGUCACCGCGGCCACUGCGAACACCGCGACCGCCACGGCCACCGCAGCCACCGCGACCGCCGCGACCGCCACGGCCAGCGCGGCCGUCACGGCCGACACGGCCACCACAACCACCAUGGCCACCAGGCUACCACGGCUGGACCAGCCUGAGGGGGGCCCUGGGGCUUCGGCUCGGCACAGCGGACCAUGCCUCAGUGCCAAGCCAGAAGGAAGCUUAGAAAAGGCCUGGAGGCAGGUGAACCUGCGGUUCGUUGAUGCUUUCCUGCUCCUCCUCGCGCGGGAGAAUGCGCUACUGCUGUGAUCCCAUCACGGGUGAAAAGGCACUAGCGAUUAACCCAGCAUUACUUCAAACAGGCGGCCUGCACGCAGGACGGCCGCGGACAAGACUGAAGAUCGAACAACAGCUCGUCAGAGGGCCUCACGGCGCGAGCGAGGGGAGGGGGGAGGCGGAGGGAGGCGGAGAGGAGAACGAGACGGAGCGAGAGGCUCCGAGCGCCAGUGUGGGGCAAAAGGCAGUACACUAACUGCCAGAAAAACGACUGCCCCCAUCACGCCGACGGGGCACAGGCGUGUCCAAUUCCAAGGACAGGCGUCGGACGCACGCGAGAGCCUGGCCCGACUACCAAGGACAGGCAUAGAGCGCACGCGAGAGCCUCGCCAAGCCCUGGCAAAACACGGAACGCGCAGGCAGUCGAACGAGCAGACCAGGAGCCCGCCGCCGCCGUAACGCGCAGUGACGCGUGACCGCCGCGCCCAUGCCCUCUCGGGAGCAGAGAGCCGCAAGGGGCUUGACCGAUCCGCAUGUAGCUCCGCGGUCGAGCCCGUUGGGAGUGGAAAGAGCGCGCCCAGUCGAGGCUGCUGGGCAUGGGAGAUUCGGCUCGGCAGAGCUGACUAUGGACACCCAGGGACGCACAGAAAGGCCGUUGACCUGGCAGAGCAACUUGCACAGCGUUGAACUCCUCAUCCACUUCAACCUCCAC
This is a messenger RNA of Prorocentrum cordatum, 1873 nucleotides long. NCBI's taxonomy places the organism in Eukaryota, Dinophyceae, Prorocentrales, Prorocentraceae. The record is from the annotation of a GenBank genome assembly.